Prunus armeniaca (apricot) is the source of this 2019-nucleotide messenger RNA. NCBI's taxonomy places the organism in Eukaryota, Viridiplantae, Streptophyta, Magnoliopsida, Rosales, Rosaceae. The record is from the annotation of a GenBank genome assembly.
AUGGAGAUUAGUGCAGCUGCAGCUACAGCAGCAGCAGCCGCUAUGCCCAUGCAUGUAGUAGAGGGUCACACGACCAAGAAAACCAUGGAGCUAAAAUGGGUGAGCAGAAGAAGCAGCGGCGGAAAAAUCCAAAUGGAAAAAACCAUGAAAACGCCAUUAGAAUCGAAACCAAAAGCACCAGCAACCCUGCAAGCCCUGGUCCCAGUUUUCAUAUCCACAAACCCAUCCCACGUGAACCCAGAUGACCUCAGUGACCUUUUCAUCGCGUGCAACCUCUCAUGCCACCGUUUCCCCAAUUACGUGGACGCCGGCGGUGGCCGCUGCGUCGUUGAAGCUGUGGACUUGCACAAGCUGCGCAUCGCUCUCUCCCACAGUUCAGUCUUGGUCUCAGUCUUCUGCAAGCCAAAUGAUGUGAUUGGUUGCUCUUCAUCAUCUUCAUCAUGUUUGAAGGAAAAGCAGCAGCAGCAGCAGCAGAAGAAGAAGAUAGUGGGUUUUGGAGAGUUGUUGCAGAAUGUGGUGAUGCCUGUUACCCCAUUGAACAGUCAAUUGGUUGGCUUUGGGCGUGCAGUUUCUGAUCUUGGACUCACUGCCUCCAUCUACGAUGUCAUGGUGCUUCCUUCAUUGCGGGGAAUGGGAAUUGGCAGGAUGAUAGUUAAAAGAAUCAUAAGAAUGCUCACAAGUAGAGACAUCUAUGACAUAGCAGCCCUUUGCUCAGAGAAUGAGAGGUCAUUCUUCGAAGUGUGCGGUUUUGGGGAUGACAUUUUAGGCUCUACUGCAAUGAUGUAUACGAGGAGUAGCGUUUCAACUAAUCCUCAAGACAACCAGAUUGUUAAACCUGCCGGUCGAAAGCUAUUAUUCCUGCCCAUCUGUGAUGCACUUAUUGCUGAGGAAAAGAAGUUUGACAAAAGGGGUUACCCUAUAAUGUUGCUCGGGUAUAAAAAUUAUCUCACCACCAAACUUGGUAUGGGGAAACUCUGGGUUGAAGUGUGCCUGAUAUCUGCUAGAGGGCUCCGGCGUUCGUCUUCCUUAUGGAAGCUCCAAUGGUAUGCCGUUGGGUGGACUAACCCGAAUAACAAAUACUGCACCAAGAUUGAUGCAUCUGGAAAUGCAAAUCCAGUAUGGAAAACCAAGUUUGCUACCUUGGUUGAGGACUCGGAGUCGAACUUGAAGGAUCUGGCGCUGCACAUUGAAGUGUACAGCAGAGAGCCUAUAUUCCUCAGAGAGAGGCUUCAGGGUACAGCAACUAUUGUCUUGAGAGAGUUUCUGGCUAAGCAUAACAAGAAUUCUGAGGCUUCAAGACAAGGAGCUGAAGAAGUUGGGAGCUAUCAAUUGCGGAAAAAGAAGUCCAACAAGCCUCAAGGAUUCGUCGAUGUUUCAAUACGUAUAUCUGAGGACAUGGAAGCUCGAAGCUCAUACACAGUCCCUCAUAUAUGCGUUUCAUGGUUGAAGUUUGAUGGCAACAUGAUCCUUGACAUAUGUGAGGGAGGACCUACGGAUCUCAGCAAUACCAUCACCUUGGCUAUUGGAGAUGGGUCUUCACCAACAUUUCAACCUCUAGCUCCACACCAAAGGCCAGAAAGUCAGCUCCGUAUCAAUUCUCCAUAUGCACAACCAAGGCCUUUCCCUACAAACUAUUCCAACCCAUAUGCAGUUGGACCAAGCCACCCACCAUCAGGCGGACCAAGUUACCCGCCAGCCAGCAGGCCAAGUUACCCGCCAGCAAGUGGACCAAGCUAUGAGCCGCCCAAAACUCCGCCACCACCUCCCCCACCUUCUAAUGUUGGGUACAUACCCACUUUUAUCCCAAGAACAGAUAGAAUGUCGGAUAGCUAUGUUAAUAUGCCAUCAUCUGGAGCACCACCUGGUCGUAGAGGGGCACCGGGUUUUGGAAUGGGAAUGGGUGCUGGAGCGCUGGCGGCUGGUGCUGUGAUCUUCGGUGAUGACUUUAUGUCAGGAUUUGAUAUGCCUUCAGGAUUACAAGAUGCUAGUCUCACCAUAUCAACUGAUCCUCCUUUUUAA